GAGAACAAUGACUGAAAGUCUCCAUUCCUGACAAGAUGAGGCAGGAGAGUUAAUGAAAGGAUGACUCCGUGUGAAAGGGACGCCAGGUCCGAGCAGGGAUGGGAACCCAUAAAAAUCCUGUAGGAGGGAAUGAGGCGAGACGCUGCUCAGCUGCAGCUCUCCUCGGAUGACGGCGCUACAGGAUCCAGCAGAGCUGUGCUUCCCACAGCUCCUCAACGCCUCCUGCAGGAAACCGGACGUCUCCUGGGCUGAAGCUGUGUUUGUGCACUUUGUGUUGCCGCCGCUGUCUGUCCUCGCUGUGACCCUCAAUCUGCUCGCCAUUGUCUCCGUCUCCUACUUCAGGCAGACUCCACACUCCACCAACCUGCUGCUCCUCUCUCUGGCCGUCGCUGACUUCCUGGUGGGUUUUGUGCUCAUGCCAGGCUACAUCUACCUAAGAACCUCCUGCUGGUUCCUUGGUGGCCUUGUGUGUUCUCUGUACAUGUGUGUUACCAUUGUCUCUGCGUGUUCCUCCUUUGGUAACAUGGUUCUGAUCUCAGCUGAUCGCUUCGCAGCCAUCUGUGACCCUCUGCAUUAUCACAGCAGAGUCACGGUGGGAAAAGUGAGACUCUGCAUCUUCCUCUGUUGGUUCUGUUGUACUCUUUACAGCAACCUUUUGAUAAACAGUCCAAUGUUUCAAUCAGACGACUCCCCGUCCUGUCAUGGGACAUGUGUGUUUUUUAUUAACAACAUUGGAGUCGUUGUUGGCCUUAUUGUAAACUUCAUUCUUCCAGUCUCCGCCAUCGUGGUUCUGUACAUGCGAGUGUUCGUGGUGGCCGUGUCUCAGGCCCGGUCCAUGCGCUCUCACGUCACAGCCGUCACUCUGCACAGAUCAGUGGGGAGGUCUAAGCUCAAAGCAGCCAGGGCUCUGGGGGUUGUAAUAGUUGUGUUUCUAAUGUGUUUCUGCCCAUAUUACUGUGUGUCUCUGGCAGGACCAAACCUAAUCAUGUCUUCAUUGGGGGUCUUUGCAGUCAGUCUUUUGUUUUUAAACCCGUGUGUGAACCCUGUGAUCUACGCUUUGUUGUACUCCUGGUUCAGACGAGCUGUUAAACUCAUCGUCACUCUGCAGAUUCUGCAGCCUGGCUCCCGUGAGACUAACGUGCUGUGGAGAGGCCAUGAGAGCCUGAAGACGGGCGUCAUGGAAGAACUAAUGAAUGACAGCAAAAGGAUUUUCUGUUUCAUCAAUGCCCUCAACAUUAUAUCAAUUCCCCUGUUUUGCUGUUCAAUAGAUUCACAACAUUGUUCUUUUGUCCUGCAAUAAGCUGCAGGUCACCUUUAGACCUUGUAACUUAUAUAAAACAACUGUGUGUAUUACUGUUGUUUUACUCUGUGCAUAGAUGAACAUCUUAACACACAGUCAUAACACUUAAAUAACCUAACAGUUGUGUGACACAGUU
Betta splendens (Siamese fighting fish) is the source of this 1436-nucleotide messenger RNA. RefSeq names its product trace amine-associated receptor 13c-like. Bases 167 to 1300 code for a protein of 377 amino acids. The transcript has 2 exons. NCBI's taxonomy places the organism in Eukaryota, Metazoa, Chordata, Actinopteri, Anabantiformes, Osphronemidae. Gene Ontology annotation, molecular function: trace-amine receptor activity. The record is from RefSeq and is a predicted model, not a curated record. Gene Ontology annotation, biological process: G protein-coupled receptor signaling pathway. Gene Ontology annotation, cellular component: membrane.